AAAAUUAUAAAAAAACACUCAUCAAUUUCCCUUCCCACACUCUUAAAACUCUCUCACUGCAUUGCUCCCUAUGUUCUCAAGCUCUCACCGCCGUCCCAACAACAGCCGCCGCACCGCCGCCGCCGCCGCCACCUCCUCCUCCUCCCCCCCUCCUCCGGCAACCAUAGCCAGCACCCCUUCCUCCUCCUCCUCCUCUGCCAGCAGAGGAGCCCAUGCCGACCACCACCACGAUGACGACGAAACCGACGACCACGAAACCGAAGUCACGAUACGUGACAUCUACGCGCUGACCCCGCCGCGCCCCCCGCCGCCGCCGCCGCUCAGCCGCCCCUCCUCGUUGCUGAUGAGCAGCGGCGAGCUGGGGACCACCGCCUCGAGCGAGAACUUCACCACCAUGAGCAGGGAGUUCAACGCCCUCGUCCUCGCCGGCUCGGCCGCCGACACCGGAGGAGGGCCGGAACACGUCACCACCGCCGCCGCUGCGGCCGCCGCCGCCAACGUGAACAACUACUUGGCGAGGAUCGGAGAGGACGACGACGACGUGGUGGUGGAGACGAACCCUCUGGCGAUCGUCGCCGAUCACAAUCCGGUGAUGGCGCCGUGGGGAAGGGGAGGCUCCGCCGCGUCGUCGGCGGCGAUGGGCGGCGGAGGGGGAGGAGUGUCGACGGUGGGGAGGGUGAAGAAGGAGGAAGUGGAGACGAAGAUCGGCGCGUGGCAGAACGAGGAGAUUGCGAAGGUGAACAACAGGUUGAAGAGAGACGAAGCGAUUAUUAGCGGGUGGGAGAACGAGAAAGUGCAGAAGGCUAAUGCCUGGAUGAAGAAGAUUGAGAGGAAGCUGGAGGAGAGGAGGGCUAGGGCACUAGAGAAGAUGCAGAACAAGGUGGCCAAAGCACACAGGAAAGCAGAGGAGAGGAGGGCAUCUGCAGAAGCCAAGAGAGGGACCAAAGUUGCCAGAAUCCUCGAGGUCGCCAAUUUGAUGAGAGCAGUUGGGAAAGCACCAACCAAGAGGUCCUUCUUCUGAAAUAGAAGAGAUAUAUAGAUAAUGAUAUAUAGAUAUAUCUCCCUCUGCUCAAAGAGAAACCCAGAAAAGGAGGUUACUUGAUAGCCAAGUUAAGUGGGGAGGGUUGUUUGGUCCUGUAUAAUGUUUUGAAUUGCAGGGCAAGCAACCCUAGAUAAGGACACCAUUAUGGUCAUGGCUGGGAGUGGAGUGGAGUGGAGUGGAGUGGCAAGUGAAGGACUAAAACCACAUAGCAAAUAUUUUGCUUCCUGUUGUGUGUGUUGAGGUGUUUUUAGGGUUUUUUUUUUCUGUUGUUGUUUUUAGUACUGUACAGUUGUAAUGUUUCUACUCUGUAAAUAUACUAUCCAACAAA
Messenger RNA from Linum tenue, 1370 nucleotides. The record is from the annotation of a GenBank genome assembly. NCBI's taxonomy places the organism in Eukaryota, Viridiplantae, Streptophyta, Magnoliopsida, Malpighiales, Linaceae.